CGUCUCCUCAAUUUGUCAACAAACAGGUCAAUUUCUUAUUAGAAUUCUCGAUUUUCUCGAUAAUAAGACGAAAAAUCAAUUGAUUCAAAAUGACGUCACGUAAAAAUAAAGGUGACGGUGGCAAAAAAUUUCACAACACAACGAAACCUGCCGACAAACCAAAGGAAAACAUUCCAUCAGAGUCCACCGGCGCAAAGAAGAAAACCAAAUUUGUGCCCGUGACUUCAGGUGAUAUUGAAGCGACACUUCUCAAAGGUCGUCACCGCUGCGAUUGUCAAGCCACAAAACACAAACUCAUCACGAAUUGCAUGAAAUGUGGCCGAAUUGUGUGCGAACAAGAGGGUUCCGGUCCGUGUUUGUAUUGCGGAAAUUUGGUGUGCUCUCGUGAAGAAGAAGAUCUUAUUGGACAACAGACAAAAAGAGGUCAAAAUUUGAAGAAAACCCUCAUGGAGCAAGGUCGACCUGCUGGCUGGGAAGAAGCACUUGCCCAACGAAAUCGCUUGCUGGACUACGACCGGAACAGCGCUCGUCGCACAGAAAUUAUCGACGACGAAUCCGAUUACUUCAAAAAUAACAGUGUCUGGUUAUCGGAAGAGGAACGCGAAAAACUAGCAAAACUCGAACGAGAGCUGGAAGAGAAAAAACACGCAAGUCGUCGCACGAAAACCAUCACCGUGGACUUGUACAAUCGCCAAAUCGUCGAACAAGAGGAAAAUCUCGGCGAACUAGAAUCAAAAAUCUACCAAGAAAUCCUCAGUAUGGAUGCGCGUCCAUCAAACACGUACGAAGAUUUUGCGGAAAUCAUGAAUGCCGAAAUAGAUUUCCCCACAUUUGACAUUGGAGCCGUUGACGAAGCGACGGGAAGGAAAUUUGACGGUGUCUAUAAUCGCGUUCAGGACAAAGAAAUUCUGGAAAUGAGUGAUAUGCGAAAUUGUUUGUCAAUGCAUCAACCUUGGGCUUCACUUUUAAUUGCGGGAAUCAAAAUGCACGAAGGUCGUUCGUGGUAUACGCAUGUCCGAGGACGAUUAUGGAUCGCAUCGACCGCAAAACCAGCGGAAAAAGAAGACAUCGAGAUGAUGGAACGAUUUUACAAGAAAUAUUACGAUGAUGCAGGCUUGGAAUUUCCAAGUCAAUAUCCGUCGGGAGUGUUAUUGGGAUAUGUAACGUUGCAAGAUUGCCUCCCACAAGAGGAAUAUCAAAAAGUUCAUCCGGGAGGCGAGUCAGAUAGUCCCUACGUGUUCAUUUGUACAGAUCCGCAACCACUAACGGUGCUAUUUCCCGUGAAAGGUCAACAUAAAAUCUACAAAUUAGACCAAAGUAUCCAUUUGGCUGCGAUGAAAUCACUGCAAAAGAUCAAAAAUCACUAAAAUCCGUAAUUUUCGGUUAAUAAAUAUUCUUUUUAUUUA
Messenger RNA from Culicoides brevitarsis, 1406 nucleotides. Its product is annotated as activating signal cointegrator 1. Gene Ontology annotation, cellular component: nucleus. The transcript has 2 exons. Lineage: Eukaryota; Metazoa; Arthropoda; Insecta; Diptera; Ceratopogonidae. Gene Ontology annotation, molecular function: zinc ion binding; transcription coactivator activity. The coding region runs from base 90 to 1367 and encodes 425 amino acids. The record is from RefSeq and is a predicted model, not a curated record. Gene Ontology annotation, biological process: positive regulation of DNA-templated transcription.